This is a messenger RNA of Protopterus annectens (West African lungfish), 4711 nucleotides long. RefSeq names its product chloride intracellular channel 5 (gene CLIC5). The transcript has 6 exons. NCBI's taxonomy places the organism in Eukaryota, Metazoa, Chordata, Ceratodontiformes, Protopteridae. The coding region runs from base 179 to 1075 and encodes 298 amino acids. The record is from RefSeq and is a predicted model, not a curated record.
GCCAUUACCACCGGACUCUGCACCUCCUGAGAACAGCGUGCUUCGGCUUUCUUCACCCAGCACUACACCGAGGGGGCUGGGAUUUGGCAGGGAUGGCUCUGUGUCUUCAUCACUGGCAGAUGAAGAGGACGGGGGCUUGCGCUCUGACGACCAGUGUGACUAUUACGACGAUGUUUUGAUGAGCCCCAAGCCCGAUGGGGAGGCUGUAUCUGGCUUUAGUUUGCCACAACACAGCAGCACUGGAGGAAUGGACACCAGAGACGGCUUCUCUGGAAAAGUGCACAAUGCUAACACCUCGAACACCUCAGCCAUCAUCACCCAGCAGAAUGCCAACCACAGCCAGGAGGACGAGGACGCACCUGAUAUCAGUCUGUAUGUUAAGGCUGGUUUUGAUGGUGAGAGCAUUGGUAAUUGUCCAUUUUCUCAGCGUCUUUUCAUGAUCCUGUGGCUCAAAGGAGUUGUCUUCAACGUUACCACUGUCGACCUGAAAAGGAAACCAGCUGAUCUACACAACCUUGCACCUGGAACACAUCCACCAUUCUUGACUUUUAAUGGAGAGGUCAAGACAGAUAUUAACAAAAUAGAAGAGUUUUUGGAAGAGGUACUUACACCACCAAAAUACCCCAAGCUUGCUGCUAAACACCGUGAAUCAAACACUGCUGGAAUAGAUAUUUUUGCCAAGUUUUCAGCGUACAUUAAGAACACAAAACCUAGUGAUAAUGAAGCUCUUAAAAAAAGUUUAACAAAAGCUUUAAAAAAAUUGGAUGACUACCUGAACACACCCAUUCCAGAAGAGAUUGAUGCCAACAGCGUUGAUGAUUUGAAGGUUUCCAAGCGCAAGUUUCUUGAUGGAGAUGAACUGACACUUGCAGACUGCAACCUUCUGCCUAAGCUUCACAUCGUCAAGAUUGUGGCAAAAAAACAUCGGAAAUAUGAAAUCCCAACAGACAUGACCGGGGUGUGGCGAUACCUGAAGAAUGCUUAUGCUCGAGAUGAAUUCACCAACACCUGUCCAGCAGAUGGUGAAAUUGAGCUAGCAUAUGCGGAUGUAGCCAGGAGACUUUCCAAGUCAUAAGAGACAGUUGGAGAUGUACAUUAAUAUCAAGGACUUUAUCCAUCUCAUACUGCAUUGUUUCCUUAAUUUUACUUCGUUAUCAUGUAGUUUUUGCUUUUACAAGUUUGGGAUAAAACUGAUAUGUCUGAAGUACAUGGAUAAUGUUAUGAUUUUAUAAAUGUGAAAUAUAUAGGCAUGUUUUAUUUAUAUAAUUUUGAAAUUCAGGUUAUUGUAAUUAACUAUAGAGAUAUGUAUUCCUAAUAAUAUUGGACAAGUUGUGCAUUGCAAUGGUAUACAUUUAUCCUUUGAGAAUAUUGCAUUUUUUUCCUCUCCCACCCACACCUUCCUGUGACCUGCCCAUUGCCCCUUCUAUUAGCAACCCAUUGGCAGAUUCAUUCCCUUGCAGGUGAGAGACAGACAACCCUGGGCUAAGUAAGAUCCCUACAGCCCAUUCAUUUUUGCUGAAGAAGUUGUAUUGGCCCAUAUAUUUGACCUCUGAUGAGAGCUGGGUGAUAGGGAGAAGGCCAAUUUUAAGUAUUAAAGAGUGACUUACCUAUCCUUCCUAAAUGUGGCUUUCUGGCUAAGAACAUCUGGCUGGUUGGGAGGUGGAGAAGGAGGUGCUUGUAUGCUGCCAUACACAUCUCCCUUCUCCAUCUCCUAAGAUCAAGGACCUGCAUUGACAGCACAACCCAACAUGACCAUUAUAGGGGAUAAUACAUCCUGGCACUGCUACUUGUUACCAGUGCUGUGGGCCUAUCAGCUUUGCUGUGCCUAAAGAUGAGCGAACUGGUGUCAGCUUCUUCAUGGCAUCCUCCCCCACCUGGCCACAAAGAUACCCAUGCAGCUAAUUGAAAAGGAGUCAUUUGGGUGUCAUUUCUCUACGCCUCAUGUCUGGGGUAUUGGGAAUACGAUGUUUUGUAGUACAGAUGUCAGACAGUAAGGGUCAGUUAAGACAUACUGCUGUAUUUGAGGUAUUCUUUUGAAAGUCAGUUAUGCCAUUAUUUUAUUACACUUUAAUUUUUUAUUUACAUCUGAUGUCAGAAUUCACUAUCUACAUUAUAAAAAGAUUUUCAGGGGAUUAGCUUACUCUUAUGUCCACUUCAGAGACCAGACUGAAAUGUGGUGGUGCUUGCCAGAAAGAUAUUUUAAUGAAGAAUUUUGCAGAAGGUAGAAUAGAAUGAAUCAUAUCCAUGAUUUAUCAUGCAGUGGGAAAUUGUAGCUAUAUUUUUCUAGCAGUAUUCUAACAAUGGCCAGAAUUCAUAAAUAGGGGGCUUAUGUACUUUACUGUUAUGUUCACAUUCAUGAAAAAGGUUUGACUCACAUUUAGUUUAUCCUCAUUUAGCUGACAUUUAGAACCCCUGGAUCUUCCAAACAAGGAAAUGAAGUCUGGUUUUACUUAGGCUGACCGUUUUAUUCUCCCAAAACCUCUAACUUCUGGAAACACACAUCAAAUUACACAAAAAUUAACAAAAUAUGAGUUGACUUAAUAUGAGGUAAUUAUCUAUUAGGAAUCCAUUAUUUUUUUGCUAUUUUACACUCUGUUUUAAUGUUAGUAAAUUAUCAAACAACUGACCCUUUUCUUAGAUGUGUACAUUUUGUCAUGUCUGAACAUUGAUUGCAUAUCAAAAAUGUAAUAGCUAAAUUAAUGCAUUUUCACAAAGUCCCAUUUCUAAGAAAUGGUACCUUUUAAUAAAAUUUUCAGGAAACCCACAUUUAUUCUUUUAUAUACUGUUAUAUGACUGUGGAAUUAGUAUGUUUAAGUUAGGCUGGUGCCCCACCCCCAACAUGGAGCAUGCUUUAGCUUCGGUUAGCUGAAAGUGGCUAUUUACAGAACUGUUUCAUAGGAAUGGGACUCAAUGAAAUUGUUACUGAUGAGUCAGCAUGAAUGCUUACCUCCACAUUCACAGCCCAAACUGUUCUGAUUGUCAGUGUACAGGCAGUUAGCCGCCAGCUUCCACCAUAAAGAUUUCUAACAUACUAAAGCAUUGCACCAUUAUCCAGGACUUAAGUUGUACCUGAAGCUUAGCGCUACAGUGGUUAGUAUUGCUGCCUCACAAUACCUGGCAUGUGGUUCAGCUCUGACUUCAUUUAUUCUCACAGUAAAAUUAGGAAUCUCUCUGAGAUUUUCUUAGAAAAUUCCGGCUUCUGUAACCACCAGGAACUUGUUCUCUAAAUUAGCCAUGUGUAUUGUACUGACCCAUGUCAUGGUCCUUUCCGAUGUGGUCCAGGCAAUGGCUGAUAAGGUCAGCAAGGAUACCUUCCCUUAUAUUGGCUAUUAAAUGAGCAAGUGAAGUACAUUAAGGAAAUGGAAACAUGAACUAAAAGCCUAUUCCUUAGUUGCAUACCACAGUCAGAUUCUGGAACGAAUGCAUUUACACAACAGCAUAUUUUUCAUUGUUGCUUACAGCUAUCCUCAAGUGAGGUUCUGUUAAAGAGUUUCAGUAUGUGCCUACCUCUGCCUCCUUCUCCAGAGUAGCCACAUGUGACAUGUCAGAGUCAUAAAGUCAUAUACAUUCCAAGGCCAGUGAGUCUUAUGACCAUUUACACCUUGCCAGUACCCUCUCUUAGGUCAUCAUUUUUUCUGGGGGACCAUUCUAUUCAGUGCCAGAGUAACUUGAGGAUAACCAUCUAGUCACCUAUGCUAUGUUUAAAGGAAGUUCAUAGGCUGCACUAUUUAACAUGUAGAUGUCAUUUGUUACAGAGGUUUGGGAGGUGCUGGGUUAUAAACCUGUGCCUCCAUUAUAGUCUCAGGCUCAACUAUUGGUUGGAAAUGUUGGACUUGUGAAGAUUAAGGAGGUCCAGAAUCAUUGCAUCUCUAAUGGCACAGUAAGUGAGAUCUAGAUCUCUCCACAAAUAAAAGGAUAGAGAUGUGGCUGAGCUUGCUGUACCACCAACCUCCUCCUAAUGCAUAUCUCUGGGAAUGUUGCUGGAGCACAUCAGAGAGCUAUGCAGGACCCUAUUGCAGAUUACAGCUCUCUACCUCUGCAACUACUGCCAAGUGUAAUCUGCACUGGCUCAAUCAAUAUUCCCAUCCAAUGUUUCACCAUAUAAAUGUGGCAGACUGGCACAAUUUGCAGUGCAAACACUUCUCAUUGCAUCUUCAUUUAUUUUUUCAGACUGUACAGCUCUGUAUCAAAAAUCACCUUCUAUUUCUUUUAGCAAUGUAUACCUCCCCUCCCCUCAUUGGCAGUACUAUUUUGUGGUGUGCUUAGCGGACGGUAAAAUGUUUCAUUGUAGCCUUACAUCCUAAGUAGUUGCUGAAAAGGGUUGUGUACCAGCCCACCAUCCUGGGUAACCAACAUUAACUAACUAACUAGCUAAGUAAAUACAGACCCAUAUUAGACAUGGCAAGCAGAUGUGCAUGUCCAAGAAUACACUGCUUUAAAGUUUUCAAAUAUAUUCUGAGCAGCUGAAGAUAUCUGUUCUAUUUGUGUCAUAGUCCUCAUUCACUCUUGAAGUUGAUUGCUGCAGAGAGCAGGCUGUUUGAAUGGGGAAUCUCUGUCCCUGCUAUUAUUAUUUUUUAUAGAGUUAAAACCACUUCAACAAUACUGACAUUGAAACUUCCACGGUAUUUGUAUUAAUUCAAAAUCUUCUUAUCAGUUGUUUAUUCAUGCCAGUAAUGACCUUGUAAAUAAAUCUCCUUCUCUUUGUCCGCCA